Aedes albopictus (Asian tiger mosquito) is the source of this 4428-nucleotide messenger RNA. RefSeq lists its product as uncharacterized. The coding region runs from base 145 to 4266 and encodes 1373 amino acids. The transcript has 7 exons. Gene Ontology annotation, molecular function: zinc ion binding. Gene Ontology annotation, cellular component: nucleus. Lineage: Eukaryota; Metazoa; Arthropoda; Insecta; Diptera; Culicidae. The record is from RefSeq and is a predicted model, not a curated record.
UCAAAAUUGUCAACAAACGCCGUAAAAGUUGGAAAAAAAAAUUUCUCGCGUAUUUUUUCAGGUUUAUUGUUCAAUUUACGUGUUUUGCGCGGAUUUUUUCAUUGAAUAAACGAUGAAACUCUUGGCAAGUAGCUGCUAAACAUCAUGGAAGCGGAGCCAAAGCAAAAAGUCGAUUUGCUGCCGCGGUGUCGCCUCUGUCUGCAGUGGACCGAAGCGAAUGACGGCCUGGAGCGGUAUGGGGAUAUUUUCGUGGAAAAUGGAGAUCUUUCGCUGAAGAUACGUGACUGCGUGGGUGUGUUUAUCGGUCCGGACGACAGCAUCCGUACGGUUUGCGCCAAUUGCCAGCAAACGGUGCGCUUCAUAGACGACUUCCGGCUGCUGUGCCGCCAGACGGAGGAAAUCUACGAAUCGGUUCGGGUGCGUUGUGAGGAUGAGAACAAAUGGGAUCGCUAUAAGGCGUGCGUCGACGAGCUGCGGGCGCUGGUGCAGCAGCAUAAGGAUGUCGUCAAAGGCCAUCUGGUGGAUUGUGAAGUUGCUCCGGAAGCAGCGGAGCAAAAUUCCAUUUCCAAUCCUUUCGUUCCCAUGAUGGAAGUAAAAGAUGAAAUGGAUUUCGAAGAGGAGUAUGACCCCGAGCAGAUGGUUGAGCAGGUUGUGGAGAUUAAACCGGAAUUGGAUUCCGAUGACGAGGGGAGGGAAUAUGACGACGACGACGAUGACGACACAACUAUAGACCUAGAUAUCACUAAACUGAAAUCACACCGAAGAAUUCCCAUUGGUCUUAAGCUAGCCAUUGCACAGGAGGUCGAGAAACAUCCAUUUAUUUGGGAUACGACGCUUGCCAAGUCUGUCAGGUGUAAAGGAAAAGCGUGGAAGGAAAUUGGCCGAAAGUUCAACAUAGAUGGCACAGCUUUGAGAAAAAACCAAUGGCGCGCGCUCAUAUCGUUCUAUCGAACUAAGAAAAUACACCGAGCUGAUCAACUCGAACCGGACGAAAAGUUGCGCGAGUUUAUGCAGAUUAUGCAAAAAAUCACGAAAGGACCGUCGGAGGCGGACGAUGAUGAUGAAGACGACAAGGCAACACCAGAACAAGAUAAGAAAGAAUCACUGAUCGAAGAAACCGUUCCAUCCGGCGGAUCGAAGAAAUCGACAAUUUUCUCGCUGACUACUCCCAGCAAGCGAAUGCAACUGGCGAAACUGGUGUACGAACACGAAUUCAUGUGGAAUCGGCAGCAUGCAGACUUUAAUGCUGCCUACACAAAAGAGGAAGUGUGGAGCCAGAUAGCGAAGCAGUUGAAGGUAACACGAGAUGAAGUUAAAUAUGCGUGGAAAUGUUUGCGGGAUUUGUAUCGCGGCCGGAUGAAACGGGUGAUAAAAGGCGAGCUGGAUCGUGAUGCCCGGCUUUUGCAAGAUCCCCUCUUCAAGUUGUUGGACCGCAUGUUUGCGACCAAUAUGCGAAUCGGCGCCGUCGGGUCCCUUGCGCUUGCGCAACACAAACCGGAAUCGAAUGACGAUACCACGGAGGCGGCAGAAGGGGAAGAAAGUUCGGCACAUUACGAUCAGCAAGACCACUCGGAAGGUGCGAUCGAGGAGGCGAUCGAAAGUACUAUCGAAAUCAAGGAAGAGGAUGUGGCGGCAAAGAGCGCCGAACCGUCAAGUUACGAACUGCAACUGAUGUUUGCUCGGGAAAUGCUUGAGCGCAUAAAUGACCCGAGCAACCCGAAACACGAUCCUGCAGGUUUGUGGAAGAGAACUGCGGAAAGACUGCAGUUAGACCAAUCGGUUGCCAAAACCCGUUGGAACGUUAUGAGGGCGAACUAUAAGGACAAUCGAAGACGUAUUGUCACAGCGGGGAUUAUGAAGCGUCUUCGGAUGCAGGAGUGUGAACUGUUCAAUCUUAUGAAUCAGAUCAUUCCAAAGCUGGAAGGUUCCGAACCGUACGUUGCCCCGCAAGCCAAUGAAAAAAUAAUAGAAAGACAAAAACUUCCGAUUCGAUACAAAAUUGCCAUCGCCGAGGAACUCAAGAAGAAUCCAGAAAUUUGGGACACAAGCCUGGCAAGUUCGUUACAAACGAUAGAAAAAGCCUGGAGCGCAAUUGCCAGCAAGUUUGAAACGGAUGUGAUUACCAUUCGGCACCAUUGGAAAUCGCUACAGAAUGUCUAUCGGUUCCACAAUAGACGGGAAAAGGAAGGCGGCGUUCCCUUACGUAACAACUCGAACCAAAAGUACCGGAGGCUGAUCGCACUGUUGCGGUACAUGCGGGAACCAGCAGAGAAUCGAGGCGAUGCUGGCGAAACGGCAGAAGCGGAAGAAACAGGAGCCGAGGAAGAGCAAGAGUCGGACGAUGGCGAAGAAGAUGAAGUCGACGAGAUGGACGUUGAGUGUCAGCUCAGGGAUAAGGCACCGAAAUUGGCUGAGCUGGCGUUGGCUUCCGAUGUGAAGAAAAUGGAACUGGCACAGUUUGUACAUCAGCACGAGUUUCUGUGGAAUCAUAAGCAUCCUGACUUCGGUAACCUGGUCCUAAAAGACCACACGUGGGAUGUUGCUGCCACGACGAUGAAAGUCACCCGGGACGACAUCAAGUACGGCUGGAAGUGCUUGCGCGAUCUGUACCGCGGUCGAAUGAAGCGCGUUAUCAGCGGAAAGUUGUCCAGCAAUGCAUCGCUGCUACAGGAUCCACUCUUCCAACUGUUGGACGUGAUGUGCGCGGAUAAUAUGAAAAUUGGCGCCCACUCGGCCAUCCCCAAGGGUCCGGCAACGGCAACGGCUACGGGCGCGAACGAAUCCGCAUCCAACGACGCUGGCGACGACAGGGAGGAUGAAUUUUCCGUCAAGUUCGAUGACCCCGUCAAGUUGAAGCUGAUUGCGCUGGUCGAGCAGCAUGAACUGCUCUGGAACAGCGAUCAUUCGGAGUACCUAAACUUGGAAAAGCGUGACCUCGUCUGGGAUGGCAUCGCGGAACAGAUGAACGUCGCGAAGUCCACCGUGAAAGCACUGUGGACUCGCUUGAGGAACAUCUUCCGUGGCCGAAAGUUACGCCUUCUGAAAGGUCUUAUGCAACCAAACAGCCCACUUCUGAGCGAACCGAUCUACGUGAAGCUGCAUUCAUUGCUGGAUGCGCACAUGCAGCUGGGAAAAUUCACCAAUGUUAGGCACCAGCUAGCCCAGCACACUAAGCCAAAAGCAACGCGCCCCGUUCAGAUGGCCAAGGUCGAAUCGGGUCCGUUCGGUACCAUCGAUGAGAAGGUCCGGCUGGUGCAGGAGGUCAUGAAGCAUGAACUGCUCUGGAACAGCAACCAUGAAGACUACUUCCGGUCAGACCUGCGGGGUGGCGCCUGGCGUCAGAUUGCUGCCCAGCUCCAAAACUGCGAAGAGCACGAAUGCAAGAACAUGUGGCGCCGAUUGCGCAACAUGCACAGGCCCCGAAAAUCUCGUAGUGUGCACCAGAUUCCUUGGAAGGACCAGAGCAAAGACGAUGAUGAUACCGAACCCAUUGAGGCCGUCAAUAAUCCAUUGUACGAACUGUUUGCCAAAAUGGCGAGAAGUUUGACUGGUAAUGAGGAUUGUUCGCAGGAUGCGCCCAAGAUCGGAAAACGGCGACUGCAGGAAGUUACGGAGACGUUUAUGACUCACAAGCGACGCUUUACGGAGAAAAAAUACUUCGACGAUGAGGGUUGUAUCAAGGUGAAGAAAGGCGGUUCGGUGCGGUACGAAAAGGUCUGCGAGUUGUGCGGAAAACAAGUGGAACGAUCUAUGUUCGAGUAUCACAUGAAUCAGCACAAUGGUUUGAAGCCGUACGAGUGUUCAUACCCCGGAUGUGGUCGGCAGUACAGUAACAAGGUUACCCGGGAUCGACACGAGUUAUUGAUCCAUUGCGAAGAUAACUACAAGUACACAUGCGAUCAGUGCGAGGAGAAGUUCAAGCACCGGAGCGCCUUCAACUAUCACUACGCGGUCAAGCAUCAGAGUCAAAUGGUUCCAUGUCCCAUUUGUGGCAAACUGCUGAAGCACAAGUCUCUCAUCCGGGAACACGUACGGCGCCACACCGGCCAAUUCCCGUGCCCCGUCUGUGACAAAAUUCUGCAGAAAAAAUAUUCACUGGAUGUGCACAUGCGGACGCACACCAAGGAGAAACCGUACUUCUGCGAGCUCUGCAGUCAACGUUUCAUGUUGAAGGUGCAGCUGAAAACACAUCUGUCGAAGGUACACGCGCAAACGUGGGAACAAUAUGCGGCAAGCUACGGCGACAGCGGUGGACUGCAGCAGUAACCUAGUCAAAGGGAUUUCUCACAUUUUCCAGCUAAUCCAAAACUGAGAGUGAAUUCUGAUUAGUGUUUAAUUAAUAGUAAUAUUGAAGAUAGAAACUACGUAAUAAUUUACAACUCAACAAGAACGUUAUAAUCUAAUAAAAAGAGUUUGUAAUAAUCCUAA